AUUGGCAUUCCACCCUCGCGACUCUCGGCCUCUGGCGUGACGCGGAGUCUUGUCUGUCGUCUCGUGUCGCGCUGAACAGCAUGAAGCGUCACUCUGUCGCCGUGCGACUUGCGUCGGUUUUGCGUCGUAAAUAAAAUGACGACGACGCUCCACAGACGUCGGGGGAAUUAGAACGCGGUUUGCGAGCUGUGUGAAUGAACUGCAAAAGUAAACUAACAUUUUUUGUUGUUUUUGGGGUAAAAAGUAAUUAACAUAUUUGAGGUAAAAAGUUGUUAAAAUCACUGGAAAAAUAACUUUGAACGACUUGUUAACAUACGGUUCGAUUAAUUUCAGAUGUAGCAGUUUGAAAAUCAGCUCCAGAGAACAUUUAACAUGAUAAUUUCAAGACAUCACAGUGUAGUAUGCUGAACACACUAGAUCCAACUGUGAAAAACUUUUUAUGAACUCGAAUCGUGACACAUUUUAGCGAGAAACGUUUCAUCUGGGACUGUUGAAGAUUUACGUCGAAAUUGGAAAGUUAGCAAAAUCGUUUAUUGGACAUGUGCGUGCGUAUCAACAAUGUGUUGAGUAGCAGCUAUCGAGUGUGUUAUUUUAUGGAUGAAGCCUUCAGCUCACUUACAAAGGCACAUCACUGGAAAUCUAUAUCACACUCCAACAAUGAAAGUCAUCCUGCCCUGUACGGAUAAGAUCUUCUCAAUCAGAUCUGACAGAGAAGGACCGUUGAUUCUCUGAAAUCGAUGCUGUUAUUGAGUCUUAUUCGGAUUUCAAUUUCAAGGUCAUAUGGCGGUGACGUGUUUUAUUGGUGAAGGGAGCACAGUAUGAGCAGCCGUACAGCUGAUGCUGUGGUGGAUGUGUGUCUGACAUUUCUGGCUGCCUCUGGUCUAGCGUCCAAUACUCUUGUCCUUGUCGUGUUCUACAGGUGCCCUGCUCUACGCUCCCCAUCCAAUAGAUUCGUGGGCAGCCUGGUGUUGGCUGAUUUGGUGUCUUCGACAGUGCUGGCGCCCACCCUGAUUUCGACGCGUGUGUCGCUGGUGUCGCUGGCGGCCGGCGUCGGCACUCUCGUCGCCACUGCCUCUGUCUUCUCUGUGGUCGCUAUCGCCGUCGACCGCUACAGCGCCGUCCUCAGUCCGCUGCACUACGCCAUGACUGUCACUAGGAGGCGCAGUCUCGCUGUGAUUGCUCUGGUGUGGAGCAUGUCAAUGGCUCUGGCCUCGCCGCACCUUCUCAUGCCUUGCGAGAAUCCUCUCUUCUGGCUGUCUCACUCCCUCAUUCUACUCUUCAUCGGCUUCACAUUCCCACUCAUCGCACUCGUCCUCAUCUACGCCAGGAUGUAUGCUGCUGCUCACAGAAACAGCGUGCGCACCCGGCGUCACUCGGUGUCGGGUUGCGGCGCCGAACUGGACGCGUGGCGUCGCACGUCGAACGCGACGUUCUCGGCGCUGCUGUUCAGAGAGGAGGGUCGCGCGGUCAAGACCGCUGUCAUGGUGAUCGCCUCCUUCCUCUUCUGUUGGACGCCGUUUUUCGUGUCGUCCACGUCACAGGCCUGGGGUAGCGUCACUCUCCCCCCCGCCUUGGUGGGCAUAUGCGCUCUGUCCGCCUCAUCGCUCAAUCCCUUCGUCUAUGUGUUCAGGAACGAAUCAGUACGCAAAGAGGCGGGCCGUGUGGUGUGCUGGUGGCGGGUGUCAGGGGGCUCGGCAUGCCCCACAGGUGCCCUGUCGCCAAUGACGGGGGGCGCGCCCCCACCACCCCUGUUGCGGCACCAGCCGUCGUCACACUGUGACAGCAUGUCAGUGCAGAGCUUCCAGAUGUCGACGGCCGACUGUCCUCACAACGACCAGCAGCCGCCACCCGCCGACUUUGUUGCCACUUACAAUCCGGUGCACGGUGACACCCUGCGCUAUGAGAGCGUGACAUUUCGGCUAGCUCAGCGCCGCUGCGGCACGUGUGUGCGACAGAACUCAGACUCAUCAUCAGGCAGUGGUCACCCUCUGCUCACCCCCCUGCCUCGCCGCCAGCGGCCCAGCAGUGAGCCGUCCACGCCCCGCCAUCUCAACAACAACGACGCCGACGCCGAUGACAGGGCGCCCGUCGUCUUCAAGUUUCAGCUGGAGUCGGGGGGUGGCGACAACAGCCGGCCGGGCAACACAAUCAAAACGGUGACGUCACCGAUGGCCUCACUCAAGUCACCCAUGACGUCACUCAAAACUGUGACGUCACAGCUGUCAGCCGAGCCGCCGCUCUGCAACGGAACCAGCGACGAGUCGAAGCGGGAACGCUAUCGGCUGCAGAGGCUGCGUGCAGUUGAGCUCGAGGACCCCGGAACUCAGGUCUAGUCAACUGCGCAGAUCUAGACCACUGCACAGGUCUAGUUGACUGCACACAGCGUGUGUACAGAUGAAUCUGUGAUCUUGGACAGGAUAUCGAUGGUAAUUCGACAUUGUUUUCGGGGGCUUUGUAGAGUUGAUUUGGCUGUAAUUGAAUAAAAACACAAUAAUGUCGAGCACCUAUAUUAGAGUGAUCUUGGAUAGUAUAUUGAUGGUAAUUCAAAUGUUUUUGAGGGUUUUGUAGAGUUGAUUUGGCUGUAAUGAGAUAAAACAACAUAAUGUAGAACAUUUAUAUUAUUAGAGAGGAUAUCGGUGGUAAAUUCAAAUGUUUUCGGGGGUUUUAUAGAGUUGAUUUGGCUGUAAUGAGAUAAAAACACAAUAAUGUCGAACACCUACAUUAUAGUGAUCUUAGAGAGAAUAUUGAUGGUAAUUCAAAUGCUUUGGGUCUUUUUAGAGUUGUUUGGGCUGUAAUAGAAUAAAAACACAAUAAUGACUAACUCCAAUAUUAGAUCGAUUUCAGAGAGAAUUGGUAUACUCAAAUGUAUCAGGGGAUUUUUUAAAAUUAACUUGGGGCUAUAAUUUAUUACUGUCGAGAACAUUAGAGUGAUCUCAGAGUACAUCACAACUUUGUUUUUAGAAGCUGGUUUCGUAGAAUAUUUCCAGUAUUGAUGUUAAAUUCAAAACUGUACUCGGGGACUUUGUAGAGUUGAUUGGGCUGUAAUGAUAUAACCAAAUUCUGAGGAACACCUUUAUCAGUAAUCUCAAGGUACCGCAAAAAUAUUCGUAGAAUCGGAUAAGGAUAAUUGUGUUUUUAUAAUAAUUCAAUUGUAUUUCAAAUUACAUAUUUCGUUUCAAAUCUCAUGUGUUAAAGAAACAAACGGUCGGUGAUGCCAUGGACAUCUAAAUAUCAGUUUUGCAUAAUUGAUAUCACAGAAAAGACAAACAUACUUCUAAGAAAAGUAUCUUAUGUAAGACAAGUCUAUCCUCCUC
Nilaparvata lugens (brown planthopper) is the source of this 3314-nucleotide messenger RNA. RefSeq names its product beta-3 adrenergic receptor. Bases 819 to 2333 code for a protein of 504 amino acids. The transcript is spliced from 12 exons. Gene Ontology annotation, cellular component: membrane. Gene Ontology annotation, molecular function: alpha1-adrenergic receptor activity. The record is from RefSeq and is a predicted model, not a curated record. Gene Ontology annotation, biological process: phospholipase C-activating G protein-coupled receptor signaling pathway; cell-cell signaling; adenylate cyclase-activating adrenergic receptor signaling pathway. Lineage: Eukaryota; Metazoa; Arthropoda; Insecta; Hemiptera; Delphacidae.